Messenger RNA from Soboliphyme baturini, 1005 nucleotides. The record is from the annotation of a GenBank genome assembly. NCBI's taxonomy places the organism in Eukaryota, Metazoa, Nematoda, Enoplea, Dioctophymatida, Soboliphymatidae.
AUGGAAUAUAAGGAGAAGCAAGUUGAGAAGUUCCGAUGGGUAAGGUUCGCAAUGCGCAUAUGUGCCAAUAUAAUAAUUCUCGGUAUGAUGGCCGGCAGCACGUUCGCGAUCUACGCUGUCGUUGAGCGUUCGAAGACGAUCGAAAACGACGUCAACGCGGACGCUUUCCGACGCAACGAGGUGCCCAUCGUGGUGUCGUUCAUUACACUGGUGUUUCCAAACUUUUUCGAGCUGGUCAGCAAAGGACUGGAGAGGUUUCACCCGCGCACGUCGCUCAGGUUGCACCUGGGACGGAUCCUCGUUUUGUACUUUCUCAACUUCUACACUCUCAUCUUUGCCAUCUUCACGAAAAUGCAGUACUACAUCGAGUUACAGGAAAACAUCCAGGAUCUGCCAGUGGAUCUGAUCUCGAACCUUACCGAAACCGAGGCGCUGCAGCUUCUGCCGAGAGGCUCGAACGACCCGAUGUCUUUGCGGUUCAUGCGAGACCUGAUCAACAGCCUGAACAAGGCGUCGACGAUGUCCAGCGGCGAAGACCUGGCCACCAACCUGACGAACUUCACUCUGAGCGGCGCGGCGAUCGCGUCACGCCUGCCGCUCUACCAGCUGCUGCCCAAGCAGUUCUUCGGCAACCGCUUCGUCCCAUUUGCCAAGGGCUCCAUGAAGCAGCGUCUGAUCGAAGCGCGGAUCAAGUCGUACCGAACCGCCAAGACCGGCGUCAUGAAGAGUACAACACUGCCGUCGUUCAACUUCACCACCAUCCAUCCGGAGUACGGUACUCUCGGAGUCGCCAAAGUACACGCGUUCUUCGUCAAUGGCACAGACGUGAACGACACCGAAGACUCUACAUUCCCGACCACAGUUCAUCACAGUACAUUCCAACGCAAUCUGUCUCACAUGCCACGAACGUCCGUCAUACCGCUUCCGCAGAAGCUGCAGGGCAUAAGCUCCGACGAGUUGGGUAACCUCUGCUGGGAAACAAUGAUCGGUCAAGUAAACCUUUAG